AUGAAAUGGGAAGAAGGUGCAAAACAAGGCAUUCUCGUAGCCGGUGGUCAAGGAGAAGGAAGUACUCUUACACAAUUGAAUGGUUCUCAAGGAUUCAUUGUCGAUCAAUUGGGUACUGUCUAUGUGGCUGAUCAUCGAAACUAUCGAAUCAUGCGUUGGCCAAAAGGAGCCACACAAGGAAGUGUCAUUGUUGGUGAAAACGGUAAAGGAACACAGUCGAAUCAACUUAAUUAUCCCGCAGGUUUAUCAUUCGUUCGACAUGGCAAUCUCUAUGUCGUCGAUUAUGGAAAUGAUCGAGUACAAAAAUUUAAUAUCGAAUGA
Molecule: messenger RNA, 321 nt
Organism: Rotaria sp. Silwood1
Lineage: Eukaryota; Metazoa; Rotifera; Eurotatoria; Philodinida; Philodinidae
Source: the annotation of a GenBank genome assembly